AUGAUAUGGUCACUUGGGAGGAAGUCCCCUGCUCAUGAGUCUCCUGGCUCUACCCAUGACUCGCCUCAGAAACGUCAGGCGGUCCAGAGUCUGCUCAUCGUAGUGGUGUCGGCCACUUUGGUGUACUUGCCUGCGCUGGCCCUAAUCCCUAUGAUCCUCUAUAUCCACCACAACAGAGGGUCAGCCUUGUCCGAAGAAACCGUGUGUAAUGUGUUUCUGUGCUCACUGCUGUUCCCUCGGUUUGGGGUGCUCAUUGGACCUCUGUUCUUCUUCUCGAAAGCAAAGCAAAUGUUCAAGCUUAAGAGGCGAGGCAUUUCUGGAUGA
This is a messenger RNA of Knipowitschia caucasica, 324 nucleotides long. Lineage: Eukaryota; Metazoa; Chordata; Actinopteri; Gobiiformes; Gobiidae. The record is from the annotation of a GenBank genome assembly.